Molecule: messenger RNA, 2104 nt
Organism: Alnus glutinosa
Lineage: Eukaryota; Viridiplantae; Streptophyta; Magnoliopsida; Fagales; Betulaceae
Product: D-2-hydroxyglutarate dehydrogenase, mitochondrial
Exons: 16
Coding region: 52-1737 (561 amino acids)
Cellular component (GO): mitochondrion
Molecular function (GO): FAD binding; catalytic activity
Source: RefSeq, a predicted model, not a curated record
GACGUCUCGUUGUGCUCAACAGUUGCACAUACACACCUGAAACUCCAAAAAAUGAUAAUGGAGAGGUUGAGAGCUACACGUCGUCUCCUCAAUUACUCACCCAAGUCUUUCUUUGCUCCUCGAUCGCAUCCAAAUUCUUCCGAGCAUUCAAUUUGUCGCUCUGCCUCCGGUUUUGCGCAUUGGGGCCGAUAUAGUGAGCAUCAAAAGCGGAGAUUUGGAGGAACUGUUUGGGAUCCUUUGGGAAUAGGCCUUGGAAAGGCGAGCACAAUCCAGUGCAGAUACUUUGGUUCAGUGGCAGCGAAGAUUCAGAGGGACCCAUCAUUUUCACCGUUGAAUUCUGACGAUAUCAGCUAUUUUAAGGGAAUAUUGGGCGAGAAAAAUGUGAUUCAGGACGAAGACAGGCUUGCGUUUGCAAACACGGACUGGAUGCGGAAAUACAAGGGCUCCAGUAAGCUUCUGCUACUACCGAGGAGCACUGAGGAGGUCUCUCGGGUUCUUAAAUACUGUAAUUCCAGACGCUUGGCUGUUGUUCCUCAAGGUGGAAAUACUGGCCUUGUGGGUGGAAGUGUUCCUGUUUUUGAUGAAGUGAUUAUCAACAUGAGUUCAAUGAAUAACAUCAUAUCUUUUGACAAGGUCAGUGGUAUAUUGGUAAGUGAAGCAGGAUGCAUUUUGGAAAAUCUGGUUUCUUUUCUGGACAACCAGGGAUUCAUUAUGCCACUGGACCUGGGUGCAAAAGGAAGCUGUCAGAUUGGUGGAAAUGUUUCAACAAAUGCUGGUGGUUUGCGUCUUGUCCGCUAUGGAUCUCUUCACGGAAAUGUACUUGGUAUUGAAGCUGUUUUAGCAAAUGGUGAUGUGCUUGACAUGCUUGGGACUCUUAGGAAAGAUAAUACUGGGUAUGACUUAAAGCAUUUGUUUAUAGGAAGUGAAGGAUCCUUGGGUAUUGUAACUAAGGUUUCCAUUCUUUCCCCUCCAAAGCUAUCUUCAGUGAAUGUUGCUUUUCUUGCUUGUAAAGACUAUUUCAGCUGCCAGAAACUUCUAUUGGAAGCAAAGAGGAGACUUGGAGAGAUUCUAUCUGCCUUUGAGUUUUUGGAUAAUGAGUCACUGGAUCUGGUUCUGAAUCAUUUAGAGGGUGUUAGGAAUCCGUUACCUCCCUCAAUGCACAACUUCUAUGUUCUCAUUGAGACAACGGGCAGUAAUGAAUCUUAUGACAAAGAAAAGCUUGAAGCUUUCCUACUUCGCUCAAUGGAAGGUGGUUUGAUUUCUGAUGGUGUUCUUGCACAAGACAUAAACCAGGCCUCAUCGUUUUGGCGUAUACGUGAGGGUGUAGCAGAGGCACUCAUGAAAGCAGGAGCUGUUUAUAAAUAUGAUUUGUCAUUACCUGUUGAAAAGAUGUACAAUCUUGUCGAGGAAAUGCGGAUAAAAGUUGGUAGUUCAGCUAAAGUAAUUGGAUAUGGCCACCUUGGAGAUGGAAAUUUGCAUCUUAAUGUUUCAACUCCACAGUAUGAUGAUAUGAUUUUAGCACAAAUUGAACCCUUUGUCUAUGAAUGGACAUCUAAGCACCACGGGAGUAUUAGUGCAGAGCAUGGCUUGGGACUGAUGAAAGCUAAUAAGAUUUUCUACAGCAAGUCACAUAAAACUGUGCAACUAAUGGCUUCUAUCAAGAAAUUGAUGGACCCCAAUGGGAUACUGAACCCUUACAAAGUUCUUCCGCACUCCAUAUCUUACAGCACAGUCUAAAUCUGAAAUUCAACACGCCCGGUGGUAGCCACAUCGUGGUCUGAUCUCAGGUCGGAGCAAGUGGACAUAACUCAGUGGGAUGCAAUUCUAACUCUAUUCAGUGAACUAGAGAAGUUAGAGGCUCUCUUUAAUAACUGGCAUCUGACUAGAGAAAGAUCAAGUUGUGCUAAAUACAGAUCACACCAAGCUAGCCAAUGGUUAUUUUGGCUAGCCGGGUUGCAAAUUUAGGUGCUAAAAUAGUUGUAUCCGGCUAGUUACUUUAGCCCAAAAUUUGGUAAGCUGAUACAAUGCUCACCAAAUGUAAAAAAAAAUAAAAAUACAAAAAUUUACUUUUUAUUCUUGAUAAGACAUGCACACGACUUUGAAA